AUGGCGUGGUACUGUUCUGGUUCAACCAACAGCGAACUGGUUGAGAACCUCUACAGGACCGGUCUUAUAAAAAGUGAGAGGGUGAGAGAUGCCAUGAAAGGCGUUGACCGGGCCCACUAUGCGCCGUCAAGGCCGUACUCAGAUUCACCGCAGCCAAUUGGACACGCCGCGACGAUCUCUGCACCGCAUAUGCACGGCCAUGCAUGUGAAUAUCUUAUCGACUUUCUCAAGCCCGGCUCGCAUGUCUUGGACAUCGGCUCCGGUUCAGGCUACUUGACCCAUGUCCUUGCCAACCUUGUCACUGAUCCAUCGGCUGCAAAUCAAGCAAACGGCCAAGUUAUUGGUAUCGACCACAUACCAGAGCUUGUCAAAUUGGCCUGCGAGAAUAUGAGCAAGUCAGAGCAGGGCCGUAAGUACCUCAAGUCCGAAAGAGUGAAGUUCAUUGCUUCCGAUGGGCGGCUGGGAUGGUCCCAAGGGGCGCCGUAUGACGCCAUCCAUGUCGGCGCGGCUGCUGAACGGCUACAUCCUGUAUUGAUUGAGCAGCUUCGCACCCCCGGGCGGUUGUUCAUCCCCGUGGACAUGGGCAGUGACGAUGGAGAAGCAGGAAGUCUUGGGCCAAGCGGCGGACAGUACAUAUGGGUUGUCGACAAGAAGGCAGACGGGUCCGUCAGCAAAGAGAAAAUCUUCCAAGUCAGCUAUGUUCCCCUGACAGACCGCCCGAAGAAAUGA
This is a messenger RNA of Aspergillus fijiensis CBS 313.89, 729 nucleotides long. RefSeq names its product protein-L-isoaspartate O-methyltransferase. The coding region runs from base 1 to 729 and encodes 242 amino acids. NCBI's taxonomy places the organism in Eukaryota, Fungi, Ascomycota, Eurotiomycetes, Eurotiales, Aspergillaceae. The record is from RefSeq and is a predicted model, not a curated record. The transcript has 2 exons. Gene Ontology annotation, molecular function: protein-L-isoaspartate (D-aspartate) O-methyltransferase activity. Gene Ontology annotation, cellular component: cytoplasm. Gene Ontology annotation, biological process: protein modification process.